GAGAACUCUUGAGACCGGGAGCCCAGCUGCCCACCCUCUGGACAUUCACCCAGCCAGGUGGUCUCGUCACCUCAGAGGCUCCGCCAGACUCCUGCCCAGGCCAGGACUGAGGCAAGCCUCAAGGCACUUCUAGGACCUGCCUCUUCUCACCAAGAUGAACUCACUGGUUUCUUGGCAGCUACUGCUUUUCCUCUGUGCCACCCACUUUGGGGAGCCAUUAGAAAAGGUGGCCUCUGUGGGGAAUUCUAGACCCACAGGCCAGCAGCUAGAAUCCCUGGGCCUCCUGGCCCCCGGGGAGCAGAGCCUGCCGUGCACCGAGAGGAAGCCAGCUGCUACUGCCAGGCUGAGCCGUCGGGGGACCUCGCUGUCCCCGCCCCCCGAGAGCUCCGGGAGCCCCCAGCAGCCGGGCCUGUCCGCCCCCCACAGCCGCCAGAUCCCCGCACCCCAGGGCGCGGUGCUGGUGCAGCGGGAGAAGGACCUGCCGAACUACAACUGGAACUCCUUCGGCCUGCGCUUCGGCAAGCGGGAGGCGGCACCAGGGAACCACGGCAGAAGCGCUGGGCGGGGCUGAGGGCGCAGGUGCGGGGCAGUGAACUUCAGACCCCAAAGGAGUCAGAGCAUGCGGGGCGGGGGCGGGGGGCGGGGACGUAGGGCUAAGGGAGGGGGCGCUGGAGCUUCCAACCCGAGGCAAUAAAAGAAAUGUUGCGUAACUCA
Homo sapiens (human) is the source of this 714-nucleotide messenger RNA. RefSeq names its product KiSS-1 metastasis suppressor (gene KISS1). The transcript is spliced from 3 exons. NCBI's taxonomy places the organism in Eukaryota, Metazoa, Chordata, Mammalia, Primates, Hominidae. Gene Ontology annotation, cellular component: extracellular region. Bases 155 to 571 code for a protein of 138 amino acids. The record is from RefSeq and is marked reviewed.